AUGGGCGUUGCCUGGGAUGAAGCAGUGCUUGGGCAGCAGCGCGCUGGAACACCUCCCCACUUGGUGCGCCGUGCCUUGUCUUCAUCGUGGCUUGCUGCGCAGGCCUACUUGAAAAUGUGGAAGGAGCGCUUCCACUACAAGUUGCUGCAAGCCUCCACAGUAGAGCACAAGGACUCGGAGCAAAUGAGGGAGAUGCGGAACAUGCUGAUUGCUUGGUACCUCUUGGAAUGCUGCUACCUACUGGCGCCCGCUGACCUGUUCAGCUACAAGUGGUUCGCAAGGUAUCUACGCCCGCGGCUGAAGGUUUGCGGGGCUGACCGAGGGAUACUGGAGCAAGUGAUUUUGCCUUUCAAGAACGGCCUCAUUAGGCAGACCCAUGCGAUUUUUGAUUUUCGCCUGGCUGAUCAGAAGCCACGAAAGAUUCAGCUUGUAGAAGAUCCCGCUGUGGAUUGCAGCAUUGAUGCCUGA
Durusdinium trenchii is the source of this 468-nucleotide messenger RNA. The record is from the annotation of a GenBank genome assembly. Lineage: Eukaryota; Dinophyceae; Suessiales; Symbiodiniaceae.